Messenger RNA from Dendrobium catenatum, 1433 nucleotides. Its product is annotated as malate dehydrogenase, glyoxysomal. NCBI's taxonomy places the organism in Eukaryota, Viridiplantae, Streptophyta, Magnoliopsida, Asparagales, Orchidaceae. The transcript is spliced from 9 exons. Gene Ontology annotation, cellular component: cytoplasm; chloroplast. The record is from RefSeq and is a predicted model, not a curated record. Gene Ontology annotation, biological process: tricarboxylic acid cycle; malate metabolic process. Gene Ontology annotation, molecular function: L-malate dehydrogenase (NAD+) activity. Bases 141 to 1211 code for a protein of 356 amino acids.
CCACAUAUUCGAAAUAGUUGGAUUUAACGAGCUUCACUCUUCCAUUAUCUCAUUCUGCCAAUUAUCUCUUUCCUAUAACUCCCAUCCAAUUUAAGGGGAGAGGGUAAAAGCUAUCUCUUUUGAGUUUUGGAUAUUUGAAAAUGCAGCCAAAUCACGAGGCCUCGCAACGCAUUGCCAGAAUCUCCGCCCAUCUCCACCCUCCAAGUUUCCAGAUGGAGGGUUCGUCUCUGAAUAGAGAAAACUGCAGGGCAAAAGGUGGAGCACCUGGAUUUAAGGUGGCCAUAUUGGGUGCUGCUGGAGGGAUUGGACAGCCCCUUGCCAUGCUUAUGAAGAUGAACCCGCUGGUAUCACUUCUCCAUCUCUAUGAUGUUGUCAAUUCUCCUGGGGUGACAGCAGACAUUAGCCACAUGGACACUGGUGCUGUGGUUCGUGGAUUUUUGGGUCAGCCGCAACUGGAGAAUGCACUAACAGGAAUGGAUCUUGUCAUCAUUCCUGCUGGUGUCCCUAGGAAACCUGGGAUGACUAGGGACGAUUUGUUUAAAAUAAACGCUGGAAUAGUCCGGACACUUUGUGAAGGAGUUGCGAAGUUUUGCCCUAGCGCAGUUGUCAACUUAAUAAGCAAUCCAGUGAACUCUACAGUUCCCAUUGCGGCAGAGGUUUUCAAGAAGGCUGGUACUUAUGAUACUAAGCGACUUCUCGGAGUGACAACACUUGAUGUUGUUAGAGCCAAUACUUUUGUGGCUGAGGUACUUGGCAUCGACCCUAGGGAAGUUGACGUACCUGUAGUUGGUGGUCAUGCCGGGGUUACGAUAUUGCCCCUUUUAUCACAGGUCAAACCCCCAUGCACUUUCACUGCAGAAGAACUUAGCAAUCUCACCACUCGCAUACAAAAUGGAGGAACUGAAGUGGUUGAGGCAAAAGCUGGUGCAGGUUCUGCAACACUUUCAAUGGCAUUUGCAGCAGCCAAAUUUGCCGAUGCAUGUAUGCGAGCUUUGAGAGGGGAUGCUGGUGUUGUAGAGUGUGCAUUUGUAGCAUCCCAGGUUACAGAACUUCCAUUCUUUGCAUCCAAAGUACGACUAGGUCGUCGUGGUGUUGAUGAAAUUUUUCCCCUGGGGCCUCUUAGUGAGUUUGAAAGGGUUGGACUGGAAAAGGCAAAGAAAGAGUUAAAGGAAAGCAUUCAUAAGGGUGUUUCUUUCAUUCGGAAUGCAUAAGAGAAAUAUAGUAAAUAGGUAUCUCCAAUCAACAUCGCAAUGUACUCGAUGUCAUCUGUAUUCUGCUUGUGUAAUCUUCCACCCAGGACGAUUAUGGCAACUGUGUUACUUUGAUUUAAUUAUAUUUGGUUCUUAUAUGUUAUAAUUAUAUUGUUUCUGAUAAUCGCCAUCUAUGAGUAUGUUAACAUUGACUUUCUCAAUCAUAGAGCCUCAUUCCUUUUU